This is a messenger RNA of Vicia faba (fava bean), 498 nucleotides long. NCBI's taxonomy places the organism in Eukaryota, Viridiplantae, Streptophyta, Magnoliopsida, Fabales, Fabaceae. The record is from the annotation of a GenBank genome assembly.
AUGGCUCCAACAAUUCUGCCCCUGGCAACUUUAUUUUUAGCUUUCUCCGCUUCUUUUCUCCGGAUCGGUGAAGCGGAAACAGAUCAACUCACUGCACUCAAGCUUAAUUCUCAUAUUCUUCAGGAGUCAAUCGCUAGAGAAGUUAACGAACACCCAGGGGCAGGAUGGAAGGCUGCUAUUAAUCCUCGUUUCUCCAAUUCUACGGUUGGACAAUUUAAACGCCUUCUUGGAGUCAAACAAACACCUAAGAACCUACUUAAUAGUAUACCUGUUGUAACUCAUCCAAAAUCAUCAAACUUGCCAAAGGAGUUUGAUGCAAGGACAGCUUGGCCUCAGUGUAGCACUAUUGGAAGAAUUCUAGGUAACCCAAUCGCUUCUUCUCCUUACUUUUUAAAAUAUAAUGAAAUAAUGCAUUUUGCAAUUGGCGCUGACUCUUCUUUUUGCUUAUUGAUAAUAACAUUGAUUGCUGAACCAAUUUCCUCACUGAAGAUCAGGUAA